Messenger RNA from Aureobasidium pullulans EXF-150, 2364 nucleotides. RefSeq lists its product as uncharacterized. The record is from RefSeq and is a predicted model, not a curated record. Lineage: Eukaryota; Fungi; Ascomycota; Dothideomycetes; Dothideales; Saccotheciaceae. The coding region runs from base 1 to 2364 and encodes 787 amino acids. Gene Ontology annotation, molecular function: protein binding. The transcript has 2 exons.
AUGACACACGCCGUUCACGUGGGUGUUCAGGGUUCACAGCCUCAGACACUCAGAACACCCUUCUCGACCCCAUCCAAGACAUCUUAUGCUCGACCUAUCUCUGAAGCCACUGAAAUAUAUGAGACUGAUGUGGAUGACGAUGAGAGUUUGUUCGAAGAAAACUCUCCAAAGCCUAGCUUCGACUCAUUUGACAGCAGACGACGGAGUCAAACCACUGUUUCCUCAUUUGAGGAGGCUUUGACCCCUCGUUCUGAUAUACAGUUUGAACGUAGCGGCCCAUUCACAGUCUAUGGAAAGCCUGUAGAAGGGCCAAAAGGCCCACACUUGUUCCGUGCUUCCCAGUCUUCUGCCGAGUUUGCUUUCGAUUACGCUUUGCAAAUGUCUCCACUAUUUCCAAAGACCAUGGAAUUGCCGCCACAAGCCACUAUUGCUUCGCCUCAAGAGUUCGCCUUCUCACCUCAAGAUCUAUAUGUUCCAGGUCUUGAUGCAGUACUCCAAUCUCCUUCGCCCUAUAGUAUCGAGAGAUGGACAACCGAGGAUGUCUUAAAUUGGAUGCUCGAGACUGGGCUACCUCACGAGGUUGUCGACAAGUUCGAGAAGCAUGACAUUAACGGAACAAUCUUGGUAGAGCUUGAGUUUGAGAAUCUGAAGGAACUGGAAAUCGAGUCUUUUGGCAAACGCCAUCAACUUUGGAACGCUAUACAGAAUCUGAAAGGUGGUGAGAGAGGCCCAAGUCCUGUGCCAACACCAUUCCAGGAUAUCUCCCGCCCUCCGACCAACAUCAGAUCCAAAUCAGAUGGGGACAUUCCUAGAGAAGCAUUACCUGCUCUUUCUCUGGAAGACGAUAUGACACCAGUCACUCCCGUCCGCCAUAAGAAACGACGUGGUCGGAAGAAUCGCCAUCAUGACGAUGUCAUCACACCUGCAGAGUCGGUCUCGAUUGUCGCCAUCGAACAGCUAAUGCCCAGAGAACACAACUGCCCCAAAGGCGAGAAUUGUCCCAAGUGGCGCAAACAACAAAGACUCUUUGCUCGUAUUCGAGAUCAGCAAGGCUGGCCGAUCAGUCCGGAUCGUGGAGGUCAAAUAUUGAUUACAGGCGAUCCCGGUAACGCAGCUACUGCUUACAAAGUAUUGGAAAACGUACACCGUCACCAAGAGGCUUCGCCUUCGACGGGAGUUGCGACUCGACCGGUUUCGGAGAACAUGCCGCCUUCGAUCGUCGCUUCCUCUGAUCUCCUUGGACCCGGACAACUCCCCGCGUUCGCACUUCACGAGAACAUGCUUUCUCAACUCCAGAGCCGGGAUCCUCAGGAGAACGUCAAGCAAUUCCUCAACUUCCAACAUGUAGGUCAGGCGCAGGUUGAGGCACCGCCGACUCCUCCUCUCGAUACCUUUCCCGGCAAUGCCUUUGAGAUGUUCCCACGGCUUCAUCAACAAGCAUAUCCUUCUCUUCAACGUCCUUCCCUGACACAGGAACCACAUGAGAAUCUCAAGCAUCUGCCCAAGCUUGCUAUUCCUCGCUCUGCCAGUGCCAACCCUUGGCUAGGCAUGCCCAACGUCUUCUCGCCUGCCGAGACAAUCAUGUCUCCUUGCCGCAGUGCAGCCGCCUCGCCUGGAGGCCAUCAAAUCUAUCGCCAUGGCACUCCUGCGUCUGAGAUGGACGUUCCCGUCACGGCAGUCCCCCUGGGUCCUAUCUCUCGUGACACCAGCCAAUCGGUUCCACCCAAUAUGCAAUACCGAGAGCACACGCGCACCGAAUUCCGUCGCCAGCCCUCCCACCAACUGCCCGCUCUUGACGAGAAUGCCGUGUUCUCACCCACGACCGCCAUCCAGCGAUCCCCGUCCAAACUGAUUCACGUCGUCGACAAGGCUAAGCAAAAGGAGAUGAAGAAAGCCCACAUGCAAGCUACCUACGGCACUGAUGUCUCACAUGCUGGUUAUAUGAAGAAACGCAAGACAAAGCUUCUGCGUCAUGAGUGGCAGAACGCGCAUUUCCGUCUCCAUGGCACGCAGCUCGCUAUGCACGAGAGCAAUCGACUCUCCGCCCUCAUGCUCGACAGCAUCGACGUUGACGACUAUAGCGUUGCUUGUGCAUCCACGCCUUCCAAUAACAAGAUUACAGCUGCCCUCAAAAACCUCAAGCUCGGCGACAAGAAGAAAGACCUCGACUCCGCUGCCGCUUUCUCUUUCCAGCUCGUGCCCAGUGGCAACGACAGAGUCAAGUUGGCACAUGGCAAGACCCACCACUUCGCUGUUACCAACAGCAACGAGCGCAUCGACUGGAUGAGAGAGCUCAUGCUUGCCAAAGCGCUUCGCCAGAAGCAUAGUGGCUUCGAGGUCGAGCACAAUGGCGAGAAAGCAUGA